AUGGAGGGAGUAGGGGCUAGGUUCGGAAGGUCCUCAUCUAGGUACGGCCCCGCCAGUGCCACCGUCUUCACGGGGCCAGUCCGUAAGUGGAAGAAGAAAUGGGUCAAUGUGCCGCCCUCCAAUUCCAACCAAACGGCAACAAACGGCAUCGUUAAUGGCUCCUCCCACCUCUUGCUCUACAAGUGGACUCCAAUCCAAAAGAAAGACAAUAAUGACACUAACAUCAAUGAUAAUAUUAACGGCAAUGAUGACUCCAAGAAUUCCAAUACAGAUGACUCCGUCGCUGUAGAGGUGCCGCCCAAGCGUAAAUUCAAGUAUAUUCCGAUUGCCUUGCUGGUAGAACAAAAGAACGAGUCCUCAGAAGAGGUAGAGGAUGAAGAUAAAUCAACCGAGACAGACAAAAAUACAGUUGAUGGAACCCCCAAGACUGAUGGCUGUGAUGAAAAGCCUGACAUCAAUGAUGUGCCCAUGGAUGAAAAUGAGGACCUUGAGAAUAAUCCUGUUGAACGGCAAGAUCUGAAUGAAAGCACACUGGACUUAAGUCUGGGCUAG
This is a messenger RNA of Fraxinus pennsylvanica, 552 nucleotides long. The record is from the annotation of a GenBank genome assembly. Lineage: Eukaryota; Viridiplantae; Streptophyta; Magnoliopsida; Lamiales; Oleaceae.